Messenger RNA from Tribolium castaneum (red flour beetle), 1210 nucleotides. RefSeq names its product 2-acylglycerol O-acyltransferase 1. NCBI's taxonomy places the organism in Eukaryota, Metazoa, Arthropoda, Insecta, Coleoptera, Tenebrionidae. Gene Ontology annotation, cellular component: endoplasmic reticulum membrane. Gene Ontology annotation, biological process: triglyceride biosynthetic process. The coding region runs from base 181 to 1131 and encodes 316 amino acids. The record is from RefSeq and is a predicted model, not a curated record. Gene Ontology annotation, molecular function: diacylglycerol O-acyltransferase activity. The transcript is spliced from 3 exons.
UUAUCUAGCUGUAGUCAUUAAAACGUCGCACCUCGAAGUAAAAUGUUCAGUUUUGUUGUUUACACACCGAGGUGUUCUUCAGGUCACUGUCCUUGAAAGAUGUGCACAGUAAGCACAACCUGGUGAGUCGUGGUUGCUCAAGAACAGUGAAAUCGUAUUUUUUAUCGAAAUAUUAUCACCAUGACUCAACUGUUCGAACUAAUCGCCGCCACACUAUGGUUUUGGACGUUUUCAAUCGGUUUCCUGGUCUCAAUUAUAAGCUCCGUCACAAUUUUAUUUUGCCCAACGCUGCGGUGGGUGCUCCUGGCGUACCUCCUCUGGAUCUGGUACGACCGCAAGACCAGUGAACGAGGCGGCAGACCCAUCCCAUGGGUGCGCACGUUCCUCUGGUGGCGCCUCAUGAAGAACUACUUCAGCCACAAGCUAAUAUCAAACGAGAACGACGAAUUCGACCCCAAGAAAAACUACUUAUUCGCGUGCUACCCCCAUGGAAUGCUCCCAGUGGGCACCUUUGCCUCGUUCGUGGACGGCUUCAGGAGCAGUUUCCCCAAACACGAAGCCUACACCACGGUACUCAACAUCCAGUUCUGGAUGCCGGUGAUAAGAGAACUCUUCUUAUCAAUCGGGGCUGUCUCGGUAUCAGGCCCCUCAAUCAAGUAUUUACUAAGUAAUGAAAAAGGCGGCAAUAUUGUAUCAAUUCUAAUCGGCGGUGCCGACGAAUCUAAGUACAGCAAACCGGGGAAAUACAAAAUCAUUUUAAAUAAAAGGAAAGGUUUCGUGAAAAUGGCCCUCCAAACGGGGGCGCCCUUGGUCCCCGUGUUUUCGUUCGGGGAAACGGACGUUUUCGACCAAGUGGACUUCCCCGGGUUUGGUUGCAUCAGAGAUUUGGUCAAAAACACGCUGCAGGUUGGGUUAGUUAUACCAAAAGGGAAGUUUUUCAUUUGUCCACAACGAGUCCCUGUCGUGACCGUCGUUGGGUCGCCGAUUAAUGUCACGAAAACCGCAAAUCCCACCAAUGAACAAAUCGAUGAGCUGCACCGACAAUUUGUCGAUGGUAUUAAGACACUUUUCGACCAAUACAAGCACAGAUACGUCAAAAAUCCGGACAAGACUGUUUUGGAGAUUGUUUAAUUUUGAUUUUGCAGGUUUUCGGGGGUUUUGUGGGUUAAUUGAUUUUGUUAAUUUAUUUUUUAUUAAAAAUGUGUUGGUA